CAGAUCCAAUCAGAGCGCAGUUUCUGCCAGUGCGGAAGUGCGUGAAGCCGGUGUCUUGCGGAUGUCAAUCGUAAGCAUGCUGCUGUGGAUUCUGUCCGGCUUUCUGCUUCUCUUCAGCAGUUUUGACGUCUGGUACUUCUUGAGAGCGACGUGGAUGGUGAUCAAGUCCUGGUUCCAGGGGCCGGUUCGAGAUGUUCUGGCGGAGCAGGUGGUUCACGGAAGGGUUUUCCUCCACGACCUGGACUUUAUGUGUCACAUGAAUAACGCCCGCUAUCUGCGCGAGUGCGACUUCGCGCGCUACGCGUACUGCACGCGGAACGGGCUCUUCCUGGCGGCGCGUGCGUUUGACGCCUCCAUGCUGAUCGGAGCCACCACCAUCCGGUACCGGCGCUCGCUGGCGUUCGGCGAGGCCUUCGAGCUGCGCACGCGGAUCGUGGCGUGGGACGAGAAGUCCUUCUACCUGGAGCAGAGGUUCGUGUCCAAGACAGACGGGUUCGUUUCUGCUGUCAUGCUGUGCAGGCAGAAUGUCAUUGGCGGAAAUCCACAGACGAUCUUGGAUCACCUUUGCAAGAGGAAGGUGGAUUGCCCUGAGAUUUCAGAGGAUCUUCAGCACUGGAUCAGGUUCAUCUCUGCCAGCAGUCAGGCUCUGAGAGCAGAGAGUGGACUGGAUGAAAAGACCAAAUGAUCAUUUCAAAGACUCUUACCGUAAGCCUUCCUUCUGCAUGUAAGUUUCCCGUGAUGCUAACCUUGAAACCAUAACUCUCUAAUGUCCGUUUUAAAGUUACAAAAAGGUUUUCUGGUCCAGAACCUGUGGCUGUUGGCAGCUUCAGUGUUUACUCCACCACACCAGCCCUCCGUAUAGUUGAUUUGUUUAAAAGUAUUACAAGGUCAUUAUUGUAAUUACAAAAUCCGUUCCAGAAGCUGCAAGAAAUAUGACUGACAAACCACUGAGCAUGAAUAUCUGUUGAGCGCAUGAAUGAAUGUUGAAUACUUGACUCCAUUGACUUGAACGCUGGGGGUUUUGAACUCUCCUAUGACCAAAUACGCACAUUAACGUAAGAUAAAUUGCAUCGAAAAGAUUUGCACUGAGUAUUUUAAUAGUAUAAAAGGUAGAUGAGUUCUGAGCAGUGAAUUGGAACAAGUGUAUUGUUUUAUCAUAUCACAUCAUGGAUUUGUUGUGCUGGUCAGAUAUGUUAAUGUAGUUAUUUAUUCCAAUUUAAAACUGAAACGGUUUAUUAUUGUUGUUAUUUAUGAAAUGGGAACAUGUAUUUAUUAAAACAAAAUUCUGAGAUUUGCAUAAUUUGUUUGAGAAGAGUCUGUAUGUAAAGUAAUUUAAGCACCUGUAAUGAAACUUGAAGACUUGCGUUAUGAAAUAAAGUAUUAUAAAUAA
Molecule: messenger RNA, 1390 nt
Organism: Cyprinus carpio (common carp)
Lineage: Eukaryota; Metazoa; Chordata; Actinopteri; Cypriniformes; Cyprinidae
Product: protein THEM6-like
Source: RefSeq, a predicted model, not a curated record